Messenger RNA from Boleophthalmus pectinirostris (great blue-spotted mudskipper), 1694 nucleotides. RefSeq names its product tubulin beta chain. Gene Ontology annotation, molecular function: structural constituent of cytoskeleton; GTP binding; GTPase activity. The record is from RefSeq and is a predicted model, not a curated record. Gene Ontology annotation, biological process: mitotic cell cycle; microtubule cytoskeleton organization. Gene Ontology annotation, cellular component: microtubule; cytoplasm. Bases 63 to 1397 code for a protein of 444 amino acids. NCBI's taxonomy places the organism in Eukaryota, Metazoa, Chordata, Actinopteri, Gobiiformes, Gobiidae. The transcript is spliced from 5 exons.
UGCAGCGGCGCAUCUCCUCUCGCUCCUCUUUUUGUGCAAGAAAAACUGACUUUUAUCUCACCAUGAGGGAAAUCGUGCAUAUCCAGGCGGGCCAGUGCGGGAACCAGAUUGGUGCCAAGUUCUGGGAGGUGAUCAGCGACGAGCACGGCAUCGACCCGACUGGGACGUACCAUGGAGACAGUGACCUGCAGCUGGACAGGAUCAGUGUGUACUACAACGAGGCCACGGGUGGAAAAUAUGUACCCAGAGCCAUUCUAGUGGAUCUGGAGCCUGGGACGAUGGACUCUGUGCGCUCUGGGCCGUUUGGACAAAUCUUCAGACCCGACAACUUUGUCUUUGGACAAAGCGGCGCAGGGAACAACUGGGCCAAAGGUCACUACACGGAGGGGGCGGAGCUUGUGGACUCGGUGUUGGACGUGGUUCGUAAAGAGGCGGAGAGCUGUGAGUGUCUGCAGGGCUUCCAGCUCACCCACUCUCUGGGCGGGGGCACCGGGUCGGGCAUGGGCACCCUCCUCAUUAGCAAGAUCAGAGAGGAGUACCCCGACCGCAUCAUGAACACCUUCAGCGUGGUGCCCUCUCCAAAGGUUUCAGACACGGUGGUUGAACCGUACAAUGCCACGCUCUCAGUGCACCAGCUUGUCGAAAACACUGACGAAACCUACUGCAUCGACAACGAAGCUCUUUACGAUAUCUGCUUCCGUACUCUCAAACUCACCACCCCAACGUACGGCGACCUCAACCACCUCGUCUCCGCCACCAUGAGCGGCGUCACCACCUGUCUUCGUUUUCCCGGGCAACUCAACGCCGAUCUGAGAAAACUCGCCGUCAACAUGGUCCCAUUUCCACGUCUGCACUUCUUCAUGCCCGGCUUUGCCCCCCUGACCAGUAGGGGGAGCCAGCAGUACCGCGCGCUCACCGUGCCAGAGCUAACCCAGCAAGUUUUCGACGCUAAAAACAUGAUGGCCGCUUGCGAUCCUCGGCACGGGCGCUACCUCACCGUCGCCGCCGUUUUCCGUGGGCGCAUGUCGAUGAAAGAAGUCGACGAGCAAAUGUUAAACGUUCAAAACAAAAACAGCAGCUACUUCGUGGAGUGGAUCCCGAACAAUGUCAAAACGGCUGUUUGCGAUAUCCCCCCGCGCGGUCUCAAAAUGGCGGUCACGUUCAUCGGAAACAGCACGGCGAUCCAGGAGCUGUUCAAGCGUAUUUCGGAGCAGUUCACCGCCAUGUUCCGCCGUAAAGCUUUUCUUCACUGGUACACGGGCGAAGGGAUGGAUGAGAUGGAGUUUACGGAAGCAGAGAGCAACAUGAAUGAUCUGGUGUCCGAAUAUCAGCAAUACCAGGACGCCACCGCGGAGGAGGAGGGCGAGUUUGAGGAAGAAGUAGAAGAAGACGCGUAAGGAGACAAAAGCGAAGAGUAAAAAACGACGCAAAAAUGUAAUGUCUUAUAUCUGCAUUGGUUAAAAGAACUUUAAUUCUGACUUUUUUAAUUGAUUUUGACUGCUUAAUUUACUUUAUUGAAACUUUUAUGGUGGACGGUUCAUCUUUUGUUUUGUUGUCUCCAUGGAGAUGCACAAUUUUCCACAGUAUUAAACUUAAACCUGCAUUUAUUUGAUAAUAUUUGACUGAUAAAACAAUAAAUUGGCUUCUAAAACAUAAAAAAAAAAUUGAUCUGACUUGUUUGAACUUGUUUCUUA